Molecule: messenger RNA, 4071 nt
Organism: Cloeon dipterum
Lineage: Eukaryota; Metazoa; Arthropoda; Insecta; Ephemeroptera; Baetidae
Gene: Ranbp21
Product: exportin-5-like protein Ranbp21
Exons: 14
Coding region: 180-3815 (1211 amino acids)
Biological process (GO): RNA export from nucleus; protein export from nucleus
Cellular component (GO): nucleus; RNA nuclear export complex; cytoplasm
Molecular function (GO): RNA binding; small GTPase binding; nuclear export signal receptor activity
Source: RefSeq, a predicted model, not a curated record
ACUCUCCUUCACAUCAUCUGAUCUGACAUCACCUGCUGCUGCUGGCUCCUGUCGUUGCUUACUACCUGGGCGCGCUUUGUAAACCGGCUCACUGCGUAGACAGUUGUUUUCGCUGUACUUGAUUGUGGAAAGUCUCUAACGCUUAAUUCAUCGCAUCGAAAAAAACCAACUAUCAAGACAUGGAUCCCUCUGCUGUGCACCAAGUGUGUGCUCAACUUGUCGGUGCUGUAGAGGUGUCUCUGGACCCAAACGCCAGUGUGAGCAAAAGAAGGGAAGCGUAUGAAGCAUGCGAGCAGUUUAAAGAAAAUUCUCCUAUAUGCGCACAAUGUGGACAAGUGCUUGCCCAGCUGCCAAAUCCAGCUAUCAUCAGGCAUUUUGGGCUCCAACUCAUGGAACAUUGCAUACGACACCGGUGGAACGUGCUCUCAAUCGAAGAUAAACUUUUCAUCAAGGAAAGCAGCAUGCAACUGUUGCGAGGAGGCACCCUUUCCAUGUUUGAUGAACAAUCGCACAUCAAGGACGCGAUUGCAAGACUUAUCGUGGAGAUGGUGAAGCGCGAGUGGCCUCAGCAGUGGCCCAGCUUUCUCGAGGAGAUGGACGCGCUCUGCAAGCGCGGCCCAACGCAAGCUGAGCUUGCGUUGCUGAUUUUCAGACGCCUUGCUGAGGAUGUAGCCGUUCUUCAAACCCUUGAAUCAAAUCAGAGGCGUAAGGACAUACACCACGCCUUGAACGCAAACAUGGAGAGCAUCUUUGGCUUCUUCCUGCACGUAAUUAACACUAAUUUGCAACUAAUUGGCAACGCUGAAGCAAACAAAAUUCCACUGAAGCUAUGUGAAGUUGUUUUGAAAACUCUGAGUGCGUUUGUUGAAUGGGUCUCAUCGGCUGCACUAAUCUACAAUAAUGGACAGCUCUUGCAUUCCCUCUGUGCUUUGCUCAAUGAUUCUCAGUGCGAACCUGUUCUUUACGCAGCAGCCGAGUGUCUAGUUCAGAUUUUGAACAGAAAGGGAUCUUGGGAAGAGCGGCAGUUUGCUGUGUUGCUUCUGCAAAAUCCGCACACGAUGAACUGCAUUUGCAUGGCCGCGGAAAGAGGCUUGCGCUGUCCUCCGAGUGAGCCAGUGUACUUGUUCCUGAAACUGCUGACACAGGUUGUGACUGGCCUCGGAUCUCAAAUGCAAUAUCUUCUGGCCAAGGACGCCAGCACUGCGCUGCCAGCAAACUUUUCCAUUUUUCUGGAGGUUCUCAUGCUCUUCACGCAGCAUCCAAGCCAUGUGAUUACCAGAGAGUGCAAUUCUCUUUGGGCCGCAUUUUUCAAGCACAAUCAAAUUUCGAAAAAUCCUGAAUUCAUAUUCUUUGCGAAGCGAUGGAUCGAGAUUUCUGUUCCUAAGUGCAUGAAAGUUGGGGUGCCAAGCCAAACAGAAUGCGCCUCAUCAGUCUACUCGACCAUGGAUUUUGACUCGGAUGAAGAGUUUUUCGUAUUUUUCCACCGCUACCGGGCCGAAAUGCAAGAUUGUUUGAACCAGGUCACUCUGAUUCUUCCCCUGGAGGCGUUCGAGUACGCUGAAUACUGUCUGAAGACCGUCAUGUCCAAGGAAACGCCAGCCGUGUGCUCCUUUUUCACUCCUCUGGUCAUCGAAUGGGAGGCAGUGACCGUCGUGCUCGACUCGGUUCUCAACAAAAUCCUGCACUGCGCCGUACGGCCGUCACCAGCCGCCGGGCUCGGCUUGAUAAAGCAGUGUCUGCAGUUGCAGAACAACGAUCCCUUCAUCAUGUCCUUCGUGCUAUCCAGCAUAUCCGCGCUCUUCGUCUUCCUCAGCAUGGACCAGGCGUGCGCAGCCACGCUGCCGCAAGUCCUGCAGAAGAUUUUCUCAGCUUUGGUCUUCGCCCUGCCUGGACAGACCAAGGACAAACGAACGAGAGCCGUGAAGAACGUGAGGAGACACGCGGCCUCGCUGAUGGUGAAGCUGGCGCAGAAGUAUCCGCUGCUCUUGCUACCUUUGUUCGACGAGAUCAAGGUGACCAUCAACAACCUGUCCACGGCACCGGACCAACUGUCCCAGCUGGAGAUCGUCACUCUGCAGGAGGCCCUGAUUCUGGUCAGCAACCACUUCAACGACUACGCCAGACAAACGAGCUUCAUCGCUGAAACGAUCGAGCCGAUUUCUCCCAUUUGGGUUUCGCUCGGGCCUGUUUUCAGUGACGUGAGGGCUUUCAUGUCCUACGUGGGCUUGGACAAACCGCCCGUCGAACCCAGCACUGAGGACACGAACGGCAAGAACCGAUCUCGAAUAAUGCGCUGCACCAAAUUGCUGUUCGCCAUCAUCAGACGCUCCCAGUGGCCGACCGACCCUGAACUGCAGGCCAAAGGGGGCUUCAUCGCGUGCCACACGCCCAACGGCGUUCCUGUGCAGAAAAAUCCUGCCGCGCCGCACUUCCUACCUAACUUCUUGCCCCAGCUUUUGGCGCUGUGCAAGACGCUGCAUGACCUCUGGAAGCCGGAUGCUCUCGCAGCGCUUUCUGAAGGCUACAAGAAGUGCAACGACAUGGUUGAGGAAUUGAAACGUAAUGCGUUGGGAACAAACGUAACGUCUUGGUCUGUGGUCGAGUCGGCAGAGCACAAACCCCAAUCGCCGCUGGAACGCAUGCAGAAUUUCCUAACCACCCUGUACGAGCACUGCUACCUCAUUCUCGGCGCCGCUGGAGUUUCUUUCGGUCACGACUUCUACAGCAUUCCAAUGCUCUCGGAAAACCUGGUACUCUCAGUGUUUACCGACCUGGAUCACGUGCCAGACUACAGACUCCGAUCCCUGAUUCGUCCCUUCCUCAAAUCCUUCAUUUCCUGCUGCCCGUCUAGUUACUACGAAAUCCUGAAGCCGCUUCUCUCGGCAAUCUGUCCCUACAUGUACCAAAGACUGACAAACAAGUGGCAGCACAUUGCAAGUCUCUACGACAAUGGAGAAAUCGAGAGCCCUGAGACUUGUGAUACUCAAUGCUGUGAGGCUGUUUUGGAGGAUAAUCUGAACAGACUGCUCUCUCGCGAAUAUUUCGACCUCCUGAGGGCGGUGCUCAUCGGAUCUAGUCCAGGAUUUUCAGCCGCCACUGACGAAACGAUGGACGUUCCCAUGGACGCGGGCCCACUCAACGCCAAAAACACCGAAGUCAUCAGCGAUCUCGGCAAACAAAUGUUGAGUGUAGACGUUAUCUGCCAGUCCGUAUUCCUUUGUGUUUUAAAAGCAUUUUCUUGGUCGGACAACACGUUAUCUCAAAGAGCGACUCAACUGACGCUGCCACUUGUGAAGCUGUUGUUUGCGGAAAGCAAACUGUCAGACCAAGCGGUUUCCCACAUAAUGUGUUCGAUUCUCCAUGGGCUGGAGGUGCAGGGAGAGCACGAAAAUGUCAGCACAAGUUUCACCCAUUUAGGAGCUUCAGUUUACGACUUACUCAGGCCGCAGUUUGCGGUCGUCAAAGAGAUUAUGCUCAGCAUUCCUGGGACAAGUGUGGAAGACGUUAACCGCCUCGAUGAAAAAGUGCUCAAUCCAGUCAAAGGAGCAAAAAGGGAGAAAUCAAUCAGGGACUCCUUCAGAAAAAUUUCUCUCAAGAUCACGAAUGAAGGCACAAGCAAGCUCUUCCAAAAGAAAGUCAACAUCAAAGAUCUGCGACCCAUGCCACGGAAGGUCAAAGUGUCGUCUUCUCUCAUGGACAGCCCGGAUGUCCAGCAUAAUGUUCUUGAUGAUUUAUUUGGAAACUGGGUGGAAAACGGAACGACAUCAAUGACGGCCAAAUUCAAUGAAAUUUUAAAAAUCACUCCCAGAGGGUGAGGGUGUACUUGAACCCCCUCAAAACCCACAACUAUUCAAAAGGGACAAUUUAAUUUGCCAAAUUUGACUGAAAAAUCUCUGUGAAACUAGAGUAAAUUGCAUUUGAAGCAUAAUUUUGGGGCUAAAAAUGUUUAUCGAAUUUCUCAAAAAUACGGAAAGACCGUAACUCAAUUUUUUUUAAUAUAAUAAUAUUUUCUGAUUGAAUGAGGCACAUUUUGGCUAUCUCACAAGAAAUUAAAUUUUUUGUUUAUUUCGA